This is a messenger RNA of Bathycoccus prasinos, 1461 nucleotides long. RefSeq names its product CDP-diacylglycerol--glycerol-3-phosphate 3-phosphatidyltransferase. The transcript has a single exon. The coding region runs from base 1 to 1461 and encodes 486 amino acids. Gene Ontology annotation, cellular component: mitochondrion; membrane. Lineage: Eukaryota; Viridiplantae; Chlorophyta; Mamiellophyceae; Mamiellales; Bathycoccaceae. Gene Ontology annotation, biological process: cardiolipin biosynthetic process. Gene Ontology annotation, molecular function: cardiolipin synthase activity. The record is from RefSeq and is a predicted model, not a curated record.
AUGUCGUGGAAACGACGCGAAGUUUCAGCGAUGAUGACGGCGACGACGAGGAGAUAUCUCCUCCUCAGGCAUCUCUCCUCCUCAUACACAAGCGGAAAAGGAGGUGGAGCACACGCGCGCAUCGGUAGGGGCUUUUGGAGGCGUCAAUAUCAUCAUCAAUGUGCGAGCUUUACGAAGAGCGCUUUCCCCGUGGUUUCCCGGGAAGGAUUAGUGUUUUGGAGAGGAUUCGCCGCGCGGAGUAGUACGAACACCGCGCGCGAUGGCGGAAGGAACCAGGCGUUUUCGAGUGCUUCAUCUGUGUUGUCUUCGAACAGAAGCGCUUCGAGCAGCAGCGGGGGCGAGACAGACGACGACAGUGAUGAUGAGAACAAGAACUACUCAGAGAGAGAAAAAGAAGAGCAAAAACGAGGACUACUCCUGCGAGAAGAAGGAACAUCCGAAACAUCCUCUUCUUCCUCUGUGACGAACAAAAUCGUAAACAUUCCAAACGCGUUAUCCGUGGGUCGAGCAGUAUCCGGUCCAAUCAUAUCUUACAUGAUCAUCCAAGGUCCAGAUGUGUAUUCGAGCGAGCUCGUGUUGACGUCGAUAGCGCUGGCGGGGAUUUCGGAUUACGCGGACGGGUACCUGGCGAGGAGAUGGAACCAAACGAGUAAUUUCGGUUCUUUUUUCGAUGCCGCGGCGGAUAAGAUUUUCGUCAGUUCCGUCGGGGUCGGGAUGGCGGCGUCUGGGCAGCUGCCGGCGUGGAUCGUUGGUCUGUUCGUGUUGAGGGAUUGUGGUUUUUUAGCGAGCGGGUUUUGGCGGCGAGCGAACGCGCUCAAGUUUGAAAAUUUGACGUGGCGACAGUAUUUUGCCAUCGACACGGUGAAGAGGGAGGAUGAAAGGGAGGACAACGGAGUCACAGAAGAGAGCGGUCGUGGUGAGAGCAGCAGUAGCGUGGAGAAUAGCGACACCUCUCGAGUGGCGGCACGGAAAGAGAAAAGCGAUUGGGAAGCGUUCAACUCCACGGAAAAGUGGGAACCGCUCUUCGUCGGCAAAGUCGCCACGGCGUUACAAAUGGGUCUCCUCGCUGUCGCGUGCGGGCAAACGCUCGACCACAUCCCGCUCCUCUUCGACACGUACGAGACGCAAAAGCAAGUCAUUUCCACCACGACUGAAAACUUUGCCCACUUCACCUUCGCCGCCACCGCCUACGCCACCGCGCAUUACGCCAAAGCGUACUUCUCGCACCCCGGAUGGAAAGAACUGAAACAAAAGCGAGAAGAGAGAAGAGAAGAGAGAAGAGAUUACGUCCGAGCGAGCGUUCGCGAUAUUCGCGAUUCCGCGAAAACCAAGUACCGAGUGAGCAAAGAGAAAAUUUUACAACGCGUGGCGAAAAGCGAAACCGACUUUCGACAAAGACGACAGAGCUUAAAGCGACACAGGCAACACCAACAUCAGCAGCAGCAAGAGACGACGACAUAA